Plasmodium yoelii is the source of this 1806-nucleotide messenger RNA. RefSeq names its product nucleic acid binding protein, putative. The coding region runs from base 1 to 1806 and encodes 601 amino acids. Gene Ontology annotation, molecular function: RNA binding. The transcript is spliced from 9 exons. Lineage: Eukaryota; Apicomplexa; Aconoidasida; Haemosporida; Plasmodiidae. The record is from RefSeq and is a predicted model, not a curated record.
AUGGCUAUGUCAAAUUGUAAAAAUAUAGAGGAAAACAAUAUCAGUUUUAAUAAGGACAACGAAGAUGAAAUGGAUAAUGAUUUUUUUAAAAAAAAAAAAAAAGAAAGUGAUAACUCAAAAUUUGACAAUAAUAAUAAAAAUAUAAAUUUAUUUAUUAAUGAACAAGAUAAGGAAGUUUAUUGUUCAGAAUCAAAUGGAAACACCGAUAUGUGUAUUAAUAGUUAUAAUCUAGAAUACACAAAUGAAUUAACAUCAUGCUAUAAAACUUCCGAAAAUAAUACAUUUUUAAUCAAUAACCAAGAAAGAGAAAAUACACAUUUAGAAAUGGAAAAAAACAAUAUUAAUGACAUAAACAAUUUAAAUAUAUAUAAAAAUGAAUUAGAUAAUAGGAUUAAAAGAAAAAAUAAUCCUCUAAAACAAAAUAAAGAAAAUAAAAAAAUUAAAAAAAAUUUUAACAAUGAAAUAAGACCUAUAUUAAAUGAUUCAAAUAUUCAAAAUAACUCUGGUUUUGUGUAUGAUAUAAAUAAAACUAAUAAUACUACUAUAUCAGAUACAAAAUGUGAUAAUUUCAAUGAAAGCAUAAAAAAAGAUGUUAUCGAAAAUAAAGCAAUUUUAGUAGAGGAGGCCCUGAAGGACUACCCCAGAAUAUUCGUAACGAGACUGCCAUUUGAAGUAAACAAAAAAGACCUUGAAAAAUAUUUUUCAAAAUAUGGUAAAAUUAUAGAUAUAUACGUUUCGAAAAACCUAUCAAACAAUAAAAAUAAGGGAUUCGGAUUUGUUUCUUUUGAGAAUCAAAUUUCUAUGGACAAAGCACUCAGUGAAAAACUACAUAUCAUUUGUGGGAAAGAAAUAGUUGUUGAUAUUGCAUCAAUGAGGGAUUCAAAAUCUAAACAUUUUUUUUAUCAUCCAUCUGACCAUUAUUUGUCAAAGGGUUCAAAAAAUGAAAAAAAAUAUACAAAAAAAAUUCAAAAUAAUAAUACAAAUUUUAAUCCAUAUCUAAAUAUACAAAAUAAUAUUAACACAAGAGAUAUUUCACAAAAUAUGAGAAAUGAUUUUUUCAUGAACAAUUAUUAUAAUAUAUACUCUAACAAUAAUGAUAAUACAUCAAUUAAUUUAUUAAAUCAUAAACCUAUUUUUAAAAAUAAUAAUAUUCCAAUUCCAUAUUUUCCACCAUUUGGAUAUAAUACUGACCCAAAAUAUUUAAAUCAAUUGCCAUAUUCAAAUUUCACAGAUUAUGCUACUCCUGAUUAUUACUGGAAUCAUACACAACCAUAUAAUUGGAAUAACUCAUAUUUAAAUAAUGAAAAUAUUUAUAAUUCGAAAAAUAUGGAAUAUCCCUACUAUUUUUCCAAUCCUCAAUAUAUAAAUCAAGGCGCCACUAUUUUGAAAAACAAAAUGACUAACCAAAAUACAAUGUUUGAACAAACUAAAUUAACAUAUCCUACUAAUAUGCCAACAUAUAGAGGGUACAGAAAUAAUCAUCCAUCAUUUAUUCGUAAGCCUGGUGGCGAAGAAUGGAACAAACGGGCAUAUAAAUUAUUUGUCACAAAAUUAAAUAGUAUAACUACUAUUGAGACCCUUCGAAAUUAUUUCGAAAGUUAUGGAGAAAUCAUAGAUAUAUAUAUGCCAAAUGACGUAUCUACGAACAAGCCCCGAGGGAUAGCUUUCGUUACAUUCCUAGACAGUGAAUGUGUUAAGAAAAUAUUGUCAAAUAAAAAUUAUAAACAUAUUAUUGAUGGAAAAGAAGUAGUUGUUGAUUUAGCAGAUCCAGAAACAAAAAGCAAAAAAAAUUUAUGUUACUCUUGA